CUCUUCCAGUUCAAUCUGAGCCUUCGCCAAGACGCAGGGCAUCAGAAGGAGCUAGCCAAAGGACUAAUUCCCCUUUCUUUUCCUUAGGCUCCUUCAUCCCAGGUCGUCUGGUCCUCGGACUCAACGAUCUCUGGACUGGCUCGAAUUUUUCGAACAGGUCCAUCAGGGAGAGACACUCCCUCCUCCUAGUAAGGCUGUUGAGGAAGCCGAGUCGCAUUCCAGAGCAGGAGACACAUCCAAGGGCCCGCCAAUUCCUGCUCGUGCGAGCUCUCCACAGGUUCAAACUUUUGAGACUUCCUAUACCGAAGCCGACGAUAUGUCGCGGCGUGUUACUGGACCCCGGUCCGCCUUGACCGAUUAUUUGGCCGCCAACAACAUUUCCGCGACCCGUAUCCGACAAGAGGCUGAGCAACGACGAGGAGCCGCUGCGACCGAACGUGGAGAACCCCCGGUCCAAAAUGACGUGGCCGAGGAGUCGUCUGUCGCUGAAGAAGCGGCGGCGGCCGCCGUGACAGUUACCGAAGCUGGCCCGUCCACCCGCCUUCGCACCCGCAGCGCCAGAAGCGGACAUACCGAGACCAAUGCCGACCAAGAGAAGAAAAAGAAGACUCAGAAGCAAGUCAUCGAGAAAAUCAAGGCCCAAAAGGCAGCCAAACGCCGCAAGAAGAAUGAUGGUGACGACGGUGACGAUUUUGACUUGGACUUUUUGGACUCGGGCAAGGCUGCCCUCCCUGGCCAGAGGGACAAUUGUGAGGACUGUGGCCAACGCUUCACGGUGACUCCAUACUCUCGAACCGGCCCUAAUGGCGGACUCCUCUGCAUGUCGUGCAGUCGGGAUUUGAACAAGAAGGACAGCCAGGGAAAGAAAAGGAAGAAACGCAUCUCUACCGGGCCAGUGGGAAAGCGUCGCCAAGUUCAGAGCACCAUCAUGGACGGCAGCUUCCAACUCGGAGCUCCUUCCCUCGUGUCUCUCUGCGUCAAUACUCUUGCCAAGAAUGCCCAUCUGGCCGAUAGCCUGGAGCAUAUGCCGGAGCGUAGCAUUGAUGCCAUCGCGCAGCACUUCAGCCGACACCGGUUGGUGAAUCCUAACACUCUGCCUCUCUUCCUCCAGCCUGGGGCCACUACUAUCCGGGUCUAUGACUGUGCCUACCUCGGAUCGCAUGACUUGACCAAGAUCCUCCAAAUCUGCCCCAAGUUGAAGCACCUGACACUUCGGAAUGCCAUUCAGUUCAAGGAUGAAGUCAUGGACUUCUUGCUGAGCCGCCAUAUCGAGCUGGAGACCUUCUCGCUGCACGGUGCCAACCUACUCUCCGAGGAUCGGUGGGAGAGGUUUCUGGCUACGAAAGGCGAGCAUCUGGUUAAACUCAGCGUCUGGUUCACCGAUAGGCAUUUCGGGGACAACAUCGUGUCUAGACUCCACUCGUGGUGUCCUAAGCUCGAACGCCUCAAAAUCGAUGGCAAUCAGGAGCUGACCAGCGAAGGCGUCAAGGCCAUCGGUAAGAUUCAGUCCUUACGACAGCUUUACCUGCGGAUCACGCAAAACAUCACGCCUAAGGCCCUCGUUUCGCUCAUUGGCGCUAUCGGGGCCAAGCUGGAGGUUCUCGUUUUGGCGGAUGUUCCGGAAUGCAACGACGAGGUCCUUACGGCCAUCAAGAAACAUUGCACCGCUCUCAGGAAGCUCCGCAUCAUGGAGUCGGAACAUAUAACCGAUGAGGGGUUUACCGAUCUUUUCACGAACUGGGGUAAUUCGCCGCUCAAGAACAUCAGUUUCGCGGCGUGCCGGCACUUGGACGCGGUGGUCCCCCGCGAGAACCCGGACAAGGUCGGUCUCUGUUCUGAUGGAUUCCGCGCCCUGAUGGAUCAUUCCGGGCAGAAACUCAAACAACUGGACAUUGCUUCCUGCCGCCACGUGGGCAAAGCAGCCUUGGAAGAGGUAUUCUCGGAGACCAAAAAGUAUCCCGACCUCCUGUCGAUCGACGUUAGCUUCUGCGAGGACGUGGACGAUUUUAUCGUCGGCCGUAUCUUCCGAAGCUGCCCGGCGCUGAAGGAGCUGAAGGUGUUUGGCUGCAUGCGGAUCGGCCGGGAUGUCCAGCCACCCCGUAACGUGGUCCUUUUGGGCGUUCCCAAUGCCAUGGGUGUCGAGAUUGGCGGCACGUGGUGAAGGUAGUAUUUCUGACGACUGAAAGGGGCAUGGAGAGGCGAAACGGAGAGCAAUGACAUGGCGAACCGGCGAAACGCGUUGUUUCGAAAUUUACGGGCUUUCGGCAUCUGCAGCGUUACGCAAAAGGGGCUGAAAAGGUUUAACAUGGUCGUAGUCCUCCCUCCUCCUUUUAUCUGACGAGCCAUUGCAUGAGUGUACAGGU
Messenger RNA from Sodiomyces alkalinus F11, 2363 nucleotides. Its product is annotated as RNI-like protein. Gene Ontology annotation, biological process: SCF-dependent proteasomal ubiquitin-dependent protein catabolic process. Gene Ontology annotation, cellular component: SCF ubiquitin ligase complex. Lineage: Eukaryota; Fungi; Ascomycota; Sordariomycetes; Glomerellales; Plectosphaerellaceae. Gene Ontology annotation, molecular function: protein binding. The record is from RefSeq and is a predicted model, not a curated record. The coding region runs from base 317 to 2161 and encodes 614 amino acids. The transcript has 3 exons.